AAAGGGACGAGCUUUUUGAUCAUAAUCUUAUGAAAUGCUUAUCCUACCAAAAUGUUCGUCUCCUUCUCCGACACUGCGCUCACCGUUCGUUUCUCCAUCCCGGCAAAGAAUUGCACGCUGUUUUAACCACUUCUGGAUUGAAGAAAGCUCCGAGGUCGUACCUUAGUAACGCGCUCUUUCAGUUUUAUGCGUCCGCUGGUGAAAUGGGUACUGCCCAGAAACUGUUCGAUGAAAUUCCUCUGUCAGAAAAAGACAAUGUGGAUUGGACCACUUUGUUAUCCUCUUUUUCUCGGUUUGGGUUGUUGGUUAAUUCGAUGAAGCUCUUCGUGGAAAUGAGAAGGAAAAGCGUAGAGAUUGAUGAUGUUUCUUUAGUCUGCUUGUUUGGCGUGUGUGCCAAGCUCGAAGAUUUGGGUUUCGGUGAACAAGGGCAUGGGGUUGCUGUAAAGAUGGGAUUUUUGACUAGUGUAAAGGUUUGUAAUGCCUUAAUGGAUAUGUAUGGGAAAUGUGGGUUUGUGAGUGAUGUCAAACGCAUUUUCGAGGAGUUAGAGGAGAAGAGCGUUGUUUCAUGGACGGUGGUUUUGGACACUGUUGUGAAAUGGGAGGGGUUGGAGAGAGGAAGAGAGGUUUUCGACGAAAUGCCUGAGAGAAAUGCUGUUGCUUGGACGGUUAUGGUUGCUGGGUAUUUGGGAGCUGGGUUUACAAGGGAAGUAUUGGAGCUUCUGGCAGAAAUGGUGUUUAGAUGUGGGCAUGGUUUGAACUUUGUCACCCUUUGCUCAAUGCUAUCGGCUUGUGCGCAAUCGGGAAAUCUGGUCAUUGGUAGAUGGGUUCAUGUGUAUGCAUUGAAGAAGGCAAUGAUGAUGGGGGAAGAAGCAACUUAUGAUGAUGUGAUGGUGGGAACGGCAUUGGUUGAUAUGUAUGCUAAAUGCGGAAACAUAGAUUCUUCCAUGAAGGUCUUCAGAUUGAUGCGUAAGAGGAAUGUGGUGACAUGGAAUGCUUUGUUCAGCGGGUUAGCAAUGCACGGGAAAGGUAGAAUGGUGAUUGACAUGUUCACGGAGAUGGUCAGAGAGGUGAAGCCAGAUGACUUAACCGUCACUGCUCUCUUAAGUGCUUGCAGCCACUCAGGGAUGGUAGAAGAAGGGUGGCGAUGUUUCCACAGCCUCCGAUUCUAUGGUUUGGAACCUAAGGUUGACCAUUAUGCAUGUAUGGUAGAUAUAUUGGGCCGAGCUGGUCGUAUUGAAGAAGCAGAGAUAUUGAUGAGGGAAAUGCCAGUGCCUCCGAAUGAAGUUGUCCUUGGUUCGCUUCUAGGCUCGUGUAGUGUCCAUGGAAAGCUGGAGAUAGCCGAACGAAUUAAAAGAGAGCUUAUUCAGAUGAGUCCAGGCAACACAGAGUACCAAAUACUUAUGUCAAACAUGUAUGUUGCAGAAGGAAGGAGUGACAUUGCUGAUGGGUUAAGGGGAAGUCUGAGAAACCGAGGCAUCAGAAGAAUACCUGGUUUGAGUUCCGUUUACGUUAAUGACUCAAUACAUCGGUUUAGUUCAGGAGAUCGAUCACACCCGAGAACGAAAGAGAUCUACUUGAAGUUGAAUGAAGUGAUUGAACAGAUAAGAUCAGCUGGUUAUGUCUCUGAUCUCUCUGGCCUGGUUUCUCAUUCGGAGGGUGACUUGGAGGAAAAAGAGCAAGCUUUGUGCUGUCACAGUGAGAAAUUGGCCGUCUGUUUCGGGCUUCUGGAGACAAAACCGAGGACACCUCUUCUUGUCUUCAAGAAUCUGAGGAUAUGUCGGGAUUGUCAUUCGGCUAUGAAGAUUGUUUCAAAGGUCUAUGACCGAGAAAUCAUCAUCAGAGACAGAAAUAGAUUUCAUCAGUUCAAGGGAGGCUCUUGUUCUUGUUCCGAUUAUUGGUGAACAGAUAAAAUGGCUGGACGAUU
Molecule: messenger RNA, 1924 nt
Organism: Arabidopsis arenosa
Lineage: Eukaryota; Viridiplantae; Streptophyta; Magnoliopsida; Brassicales; Brassicaceae
Source: the annotation of a GenBank genome assembly